Ornithodoros turicata is the source of this 5766-nucleotide messenger RNA. RefSeq lists its product as uncharacterized. The transcript has 10 exons. Bases 314 to 4978 code for a protein of 1554 amino acids. Gene Ontology annotation, cellular component: nucleus. NCBI's taxonomy places the organism in Eukaryota, Metazoa, Arthropoda, Arachnida, Ixodida, Argasidae. Gene Ontology annotation, biological process: regulation of transcription by RNA polymerase II. The record is from RefSeq and is a predicted model, not a curated record. Gene Ontology annotation, molecular function: RNA polymerase II cis-regulatory region sequence-specific DNA binding; DNA-binding transcription factor activity, RNA polymerase II-specific.
GCACUUUGGCUAGCGAGAGGCCACACACCACAUUUACUUUGUGAUUAUAAUUUUUUGCUUGCGCGUGCGAUGACGACACAGACUGUUUACGCCGCCAUGGUAAUUUGGAGUGCACUUGGACUCUCGUAAGCCGUUAGCAGAGAUUAAUGGACGCUUACCAGUGCCUCAUGCGUUCCAAAUGGAGAAGAGGCAAUGUGUGCCGUUCUUCAAGAAGAGGUUCCCACUGAGGUGUUGAGAUGUCUUGUGACAGUGCUGAAAGCGCUGUGGGCUACAACAGAGGCAUCACGCGUUGUCCCGUCCUGGUGAACCAGAGAUGAGCAGCCUGUCGGUGGACGGCAGACCUCUCAACAUCCAGGACAUGCCCUUUCGACCGCUCGAGGGCACGACUGAUGUGGCAACCAGACCACCUCAACGAUGCAAUCCACUUCCCACCGUUUCGGAACCUUGCUUUGUCCAGCCUUUGUUACAUCCGAGGGAUUCUCGCCCCUCUCAUGGGCCAGUCAAUCAUGUGGCCAAACGCAAGAUCUCUGUCGUCCACGGCCCCCUCGUGCCCCCUCCCCCCAACGCUACACUGCACGGUGUGGCACCUUCGCGGAUGAACCUCUCUGGGAAAGCGGAGCAGCUGCCCAGUAUUACAAAUGCAACACAGGGACUAGAAGCCUUCACGAGGAGGAUAGGUACUGGGAGCAGUAGUGUCAUCUGCUCAACAGAAGCCAAAGAUGGAGAAAGGCACGAUGAGCAAGACAGGCUCUCCUUCGUCGAGACCAUACUGGGGAGUCAGAGUACGGACAUUAACAUGCCAAGUUCCAUCUAUGGCACCCAGGUUGCGAGCGUUGAGCGCAAGUUACAGGGAUUGGUUUUGGGUGGAGCUGCGGCGGCGAGGGAGAGCGUAGUGGUUAACGUGCAGGAGCGGACGCUGCCGCCGCAGGACGACUCUGCAAAGGUCUGUGAGGCACCGGUGAAGAACGAGCCUGGUGAGGUGCUACAAAAGCCCAAGAUCACCAGUCCUCAAAUCCUGGAGCAGCACAUCAGCAAGAUCAUUUCGCAGAACGCUGCCAUUGUGGAGACAUUGGAUCCGCUAUGGGCCAAGCGCUACAUGCGCCACAGCAGUGGCACAGGGUUUCCGUGCAGCGAGUCCAACAGCAGGCAGAAUGGGGCUCUCCGCUCGAGGAAGUUCAGCAUGGACCCAAGCUGUCUGUCGCGCUCCAAGCUGCAGUCUGCGCUGAUGGGUGCCGCUAAGGAUCGCAGAAAAACUUCAGAGGGUCACCUAGGAGUGGACCUUGCUAGGACAACACCAGGGAGACACCCUGGUCCUGCUGUUGCUUCUAGCAGCAAGGAAGUGCUCACGAGGUGCAAUGUGCCGACAGUAGUGAUAACCACGGACGACUCGGAUGCACAGAGCUCCAGUGACGACAUGGCUUCCCAGAACCCGGAGGGCAGCAUAAUUAAGGACCUGCUGCUAAAGAGACGAAGUUCGAAAUUCUACCAGGGUGUGGUGAGUGGUGGUGAAGGUUCUGACCAUCAUUUUGCUGAGGAACCAAUGCAUACAUGUCCACGAUGCAAGAUCAGCUUCCGCAGUCGGGACACACUGGAUGUCCACUGCCAACAUUACUGUAAGGGUGAAGUGCCCCUGGCCUGCCCUCCUCCGUGGAGUCCCGAGGACGUGUCACCACGAAAGUUGCUGCCGACGCCCGCCUCCAAUCCGCCCCCGAAGAAGCGCAAGAUUUCGGAACCUGUGCUGUCUCUCAGUAAAGACCCCCCUUUGGUACCCAAGAGGGCAGCUGAUGACAUGCUUACGGAUACAGCCCGCUUUGUUUCUCGUGCUUCGGUGUUGCGUUGCAGUGAGACAGCUCGCCCACUCGAGGUGCACGUCAGACCUCAGACUGAAAGGGUUGAACAGAAGUCCACCGCCUCAUCCACGACCACCUCGCUUCAAAUGAUACCUUCGUACGUGUGCGCCCCUGCUACCAGCUCAGACGCACUGAGACGUCCAAACACACUAGCAUUGCAACCGGCAAGUCUAGUUGGGUCGACGCUAGUGAGCCCCGAAACCCCGCGCCCAAAGAAGCAGUGCCUUCAGCUGUACAUCAACGGACAUGCUUACACUUACCUCGGUCUCAAGUGCUCCACACGGUCCACGUACUGUUGCAUAUACCGCCCGCAGCCGAUGUAUGUGCCGCAGGAUGCAAAUCCCAAGCUGUCCAUGUACUCCAACUGGAGAGUGGUACCUGCCCCGCCUCCAGUGCCAGGUGUGAAGCCCGAGACAUUGCUCUCUCUCUAUGACUCUCGCCAGUGGUUGCACGAGGGGAAGCAACACAAUGCAGUGAGCACAUGCAGCUCUGCUUCUUUGGUGACCCAUUCCAGCUACUGGCUGUACAGGAGUCGAGACAAGACAGCCAGCUCUUCUGAAUCUUCAGAGUCCUCCGAAAGUGAUAGCUCACGGAAGCAAUCUACGGUGAGCGAGCCAGAAACAGAUGUUUCCACGAUGAGCCCCAGAAGUAGUGCUGUGGAAGGAACAGCUGUGUCUGAGGAAAACACUGCUAAUAUAAUUCAUACACGGGAUGACUCCGCAUCGGGACUGCAUCAAGAUAGCCAAGAUGAAGAUGACUGUUCUGGUGAGGCCCCAAAGCGAGUGAAGAUCUUUGAAGGGGGAUUCAAGUCAAAUGAGGACUACACCUACGUCAGGGGCCGUGGCAGGGGAAAGUACGUCUGCGAAGAAUGUGGCAUCAGGUGCAAGAAGCCAAGCAUGCUGAAGAAGCACAUCCGCACCCACACUGACCUUCGUCCGUAUUCAUGCCGCCACUGCAGUUUUGCCUUCAAAACAAAAGGCAAUCUCACAAAGCACAUGAAGUCUAAGGCACAUCACAAGAAAUGCGUCGAGCUUGGCAUUGUACCUGUGCCAACUACCAUAGACGACUCUCAGAUUGAUGCUGAAACACUCGCUAAGCAGGAACAGCAACGAAGGGACCAUCCCUGCUCGGAUGAAGAUGACGACGAUGAUGAAGACAUUGAUGAUGAGGACAGUGAUGGUGUCGACGAGGACUAUGAUGUGGAGAACGACGGCGUUCCUAUCCCUUCUCCAGUCCCACAACUGCCUGUGAGCUGCACCUUGACCAGCGUAAUCACAGCUGUUGGAACAGCUAAGGACAUCGUUCCCAUCAUGGUGACAGCGGAGAACGCCAUGGUAGUAACGGCUGUGGCCUCCCCACAACCGCAGACAUCCAUGGAAGACGAACAGGAAGCAGCAAGGAGCUUGCUCCACUUGUCAAACUUCGCAGCUACCGAAUCUGGCUGGCAUCCCCAGCUUGCUCCUCCAGUUAUUCAAACAGCUGCACCAACAGCCCCCACCAUCUCUGAAACCGUUGCUCCACUGCCUCAGCACCAAGUGCCCAUCAGCUUCAGUCAACCGGACACCCUGCCACGUGCCCCCGAAAGUCCUCCCAUGUGGCCGCACCACGACGACACCAGCAACUCUUCGGGCUCCCUCUCCCCGUGGGCCCACAUGGGGGGACGCAGGCCGCGCUCGUUUUCCGUGGACAUGUCUCAAGAGCAGCGCCACCUAAUUCAGCAGACGGCGGGCAGCCCAAACGAAGAGCCCGGAGAGUACGUCACCCGCCGCUACUCCAUGUCGUCGCUCUGCGAGAGCAGACAUUUCCCGCGGAGCAUGUUGCACGGACAGCUGCAGGACGGCCCCAUGGACCUGAGCACAGCGAGGCAGCGCCGCGUGGAGAUACUUCCGGGAGGGAUCGUCUCCGGGCGCAACGUGAUGUCCUACGCCCGCAAUCCGCCGUCCCUGGACAACAAGAAGGAGCCCGAGAGCCUCCUCGGGGCGUGCCUCCAGUACGGGAGCGCGACGACCUACUGCCGCUCCCAGAACGACGCCCCUGCCGCGGAAGCUGGGGACGGAGGAGCCGAGCACCGGUCGUCCUCGCCGGAAGCCCUGUGGGCCAACGACCUGCUCCGUUCCGCGGAGAUGUCGCACGGCGAGGGCAAGUGCACGUGCGGCAUCUGCCACAAGACGUUUCCCAAGGCCAGUCAGCUGCGGAUGCACGUCAACAUCCACUACUUCGAGCGCCCCUUCCGCUGCGACAACUGCGCGGUGUCGUUCCGCACCAAGGGUCACCUGCAGAAGCACCGGCGCUCGGUGAGCCACUACAAUCGGGUCAACAUGAACCUGACGUUUGGCACGGCCACCGCGGAGAACCCGCGGCCUUUCAAGUGCGCCGACUGCAAGAUAGCGUUUCGGAUCCACGGGCACCUGGCCAAGCACCUGCGUUCCAAGAUGCAUAUUCUGAAGCUGGAGUGCCUUGGGAAGCUGCCGUUUGGGAUGUACGCUGAAAUGGAGAGGUCGGGCAUCAGUUUGAAUGAGAUAGACACUUCGGAUUGUGACAACUCCUUGGAGAGCUUGCAGGUGAUGGCACAAAAGCUCUACCACCAGUCUCCGGAGGCAAGGCUCAGUACAAACGGAGAAGACGCACCGUGUCAGCGGCCAGGGGACAUGACGCCGUUGCUCACCUGCGUUCCCGCGAAUACUGUGACCGAGGCGCCCCCUGCCUCCGUGCUCCGGACAGAACUGGGCACCCACACCAUCAUUGCACCCAGUGAGGCGUGGGAGGCACCACCCGGUGCUCGCACCUGUCCUCUGUGCAGCCGUUUGCUCAAGAGUGCAAAGUCACUGCAAGUGCAUCUCCACUGUGAGCACGGAGGUGGUAGCCUCACCUCGAGUCCAGAGCCUGUUGCCUCCUGGACCUGCUCAAUAUGCAACAGGCGAUUUCCUUCAGACUCUCUACUGCAGCAGCAUUUUGUGUCGCACACGCAACCUCGGCCGUACGUGUGCGACCGCUGUGAUGCUGGUUUCACUUCUGCCUUGCUGCUGACCAACCACAUGGCAACGCACGACCAACAGCAAAGCACCCUUUCACAUCCCUUCACCGAGGAACACUCUCUUCACACUGGGCAAGCCCUCCCCACGGUUUGAGACCACAUCCACGCCUAUCGCCUGGCACGUGCUGCUGCGUGACUCCAGUUACAGUGAGCAAUGGGACAAUUGGAUCAUUUGCCAUGCUCCAUACUUUACCACUCCCCCAUCAUCUUUGAAACAUUGCAGGAUGUCUCAGUUUUUGCUUUACCGAUUUGUGUGUCAUCGACGGCUCCAUUCAGUGUUUACCCAAUAGCUGUCACCGAAGGCCUUUUGUGUACUUUGAUGUGAAGCAUGCCCGGAGGAAUCAAGACCAGUCAUGAUGCAAGAUAUUAUGGGUUGCGUUCAUCUCGUAACAUUUACUGCCUCAGGAGAGUGUCAAGUGAGAGGGUGCUUGCUCCGAAAUGCUGUCUUACAGGGAGAAUCUGGAUGCGAUUCGUUGUCAAGACGGAAGUAAUGGGUGCCUGCAUGCAGAAAUGCAUGCCCUUAUCUUCAGGACUAACUAAAUUUGGCAGUACGGGGCACGUGCAGACAAAAUAAACCCACGCUGCACACGUAAUGGGUUACCCGCUUACAGGAAUGAAGUUCCGGUGGCGCACGACGACGCAUCCGUGCGAUAAAAGAACCGCAAGAAAUAAUUGGGGCGACCAGACUGCGUUAGAAAAAAAUAUAGUCACGAAAACUUUGCUCUCCCUGUAGAACACCCUGCGCUUUAGUUUUAAAGUGAAAAGAAAGGCUGCGACGAGGGAUAGCGCCACCUAGUGUCUGAGGCCCUUUGGGGGAAUUUCCGAGGCAUAUCCUCAUUACGUGAGUUGGCAUAUCCAUCACUUAUAUACGGCUUUGUUUCC